UAUUAAACGUUUCUAUUCUUAUCUAAGAAAAUUAUAUAACGGUACUUUUUCGAGCAUAGACAGCAUUGCAAUUUGAAUACAGUAUAGAUAGUGUAUUUAUAGAAUUUCUCGAUCGAAUGUUUGCAAUUUUUACAUUUUAUUAUGAAUAUAUACAUGUGAUUCGAAGAACAUAUAUCUAUCUACAAUCUGACAUUUUAUAACAGUAAUAGAGUAGUAUAACGCGAGUUUCUUCACUUUUCAUUGUUUUCUCUUUAUUCUUCCGUUCGUUUUUUUGCACGUUAUCUACUCUGUUCAUCAGACUCGCAAGAUUUCAUCCACGUGAACGGAAAAGGUUUUGAGACUCUUUAUUUCUUUCUUACCAAAGAGAAUGCGUAGUUCGAUAUCGAGAAAGAAGAGAAAAAAAAUGAAAAAAGGAAACAAAUAAAAUCUUACUGCUCGAGAUUAACGUAAUAUCCGUUCUCGCGAAAGUGGCCCUCCCUCUUUUAAAGAUCUUGGUGGUCUCACCAAAUGGUUAUCCUUCGUCGUUGAGGAACAUCGUGAUUGGUUCGCGUGGGGGCUAAGUGCAUCGACGAAAAAAGGAAAGGAUCGCCUGGAGGCUUUGUAAUUUUCGAUCGUCCACCGAAAAUUUGCUGACCAGGGAAGAAGCAUGGAUGGAGAACGGAGAAUGGGGAGGUUCGAGGAACAGCCAUAUUGCGUUUCGAUCUUCGUUGCAGAUGGAAGAUGGAUAGCGAAUGAGAUUCAUCGUCAGAAAGACGACUAGUCCGGAAGAUGGGUAACAACGGUAGUUCCCAUCAACAGUGUCCCUCGAAUGGGCUAUCUCAAGAGAUGGCUCGAGGAUGGACUCAAUCCUUCCCUCGGGAACUGACGAGACACCACUCACAACCUCCUGGACACAAGGUCCUCCCAGAACCACCCAACCAAAGGCUCCGUGCUACCAAUAAUGGUAGCAUUAUCCACAACGGCGGGACCAUAAGUGGACGCAGACCUUCGGCGCUGACGUUGCCACACGAUCUUAAUAAGCAAGGGGUCUUUCGUAGUAGAAGUACUUCGGCGUCGAACAUCGGCAUAUCUAGAUCACGCAAGUCCGAUCAUCACUGUUGUCAUUAUCAAAGUGAUUCUCAUUGCAUGGAAAAUGAAAUGCAAGAAUUGAAAAGAUUUGGUAGCGAGCCAGACUUGAGGUAUUCUCCAACGGAACGCUCCAAUCCGACAAGUAGGCAACGACACGGUUUAGAACGUCGCCAUUGUACUGGUUAUUAUCCCGAAAGAGAUUCUAAAGAACGAGAAAGUCGAUAUAAAGGCAAGAAGAAGUACAAAGCACCAGCACCACCUGGUAAUGUCAUGGCUGACGGUUCCUCACCCGAUUCAUACAAGUGGGAACUUGGCCAGGAUGGUCGUUGUAAACACGAGGAAGAAGUUCAGCCGCCACCCAGGAGGUCACGGCUUUUUAAAACUAGAGCGGAAACGAAGAAGGCACAGAUCAAUUGGAUGUCCAACUCGUCUACCCAAUCCCAUCAAGAACGUAACGAGGCAGCCCUCGAGAACGAAAGAAGAUGGACGAACGAACACGAGAAUAAAAGGCCAUCCUGGCGGGAACAGGAUCAACAACAGCAGCCACAAAAGUCGCAGCAGCAGCAACUGCAGCAACAAGAUCGAUGGUGCAGGGACGAGUUGAGACGUUCGAAAAGAUUCGAUGGCAAAAACACGCUUCAAAGGAGUAUGAGCAGUCCUGAGUUCCAGGCGGAACUGAUGCAAGUAGCUAAGAAAGUGAGGAAUAAGUUGAACUGUGGCAGGAAGUCGACCGGUCAACAUGAUUUCUCCAACGUCGCGUCCUUAGAGCGCAAGAAUGUGGAGCUUUCAAAGACCACGAAAGAAAAGUUGAUCAAGGAGGAGCAGAAAAAAACGGAAAAAAGAAACCCCAAGACAACGACUAUCGAGGAACGAACUGUCGAAGAUAGAAUCAUUUCACGCAUGAAUGAGGAGAGGAGACUUAUAGCGGAGAAAUGUAGCCGAGUGGAAAACAAGACAACCUCGUGCGAGGAUCGUAGGAAUGAUGCCUGGAGGACGAACAAGGAUUGCUCGAAGGAACGAGAAGAUAAUGGAUUAGUUAAUAAGAAGAGAAGCGUCGAAAAGUCAACCAAUUUCGAAGACGAACCUACGAAACAAGGCAAAAAGUCAUUAAAAGACAGGCUCGAUACGCUUGGACGUUCUAUAGAAGAAAGAUUUUCGGACAAGCAGAGAAGAGAUUUGGAGGAUUAUCGCAAAUCGAGCGAUUUAUCGAAGAAUCGAAAAUUUGAGGACGUCGUCGAUAUUGGGAGGACUAGGUCGGAAAGUCCAAUUAGACAUCGCAACAGAGAUAAAUUUGAUGUUCGAGGACAAGGAUCUGGUAGAGAAAGUACACCGGAACCACAGGAACAUAAAAGAGGAGAUCAAGAAAAUUCAGAUCCCAAGUGGUGUAAAAGAGAUACGAAAACGAACGACUCUAAGAACAUCGAAAAAAGAUGGUCUGAUGCCGAAGUGGUGAUAGAAAAAAUUGAUCCAAAUGCCAAAGAUAAGCUCAUGAAAAUAUCGGACACGAAGGAACCAGUCGAAAACUGGCACAUAUUACCGCGUACAGAAAAAUCAACUCCAAAGACCUUCUAUUUUGGCAUGGGCGAGGCCUUAUCCAAAGAAUCGCGAAAUAGCGUGGACCAACAAAUGCACCACAUCCAAUCGAGACUACAGGUUAGAGAAAUCAACAAGUCGAACGAAUACUCGAUGGACGACCGCGACGAAAUAAAAAGCGGACCAGAAGAUAUUUCGCUAAAACUUCGACCCACUCUUCCGAAAAAGCAAUUAGAAAUACCGAGAUUUUCUCCUUCGGCAGCAUGGAGAUUAUUAUCCGCGUUAGAAGCGCCCGGUCCAACGAUGAGUACCGCUAGCGAAGAAAUUCCUGUCAUGUUCGAAGAAAAGAUCGAACGUUUGUCGAGGCCACCCCCACCAUUGAUUGCUUUGGGGCCUCGAAGUUCGCACGAUAAAUCAGGGGAUUCGGGUAUAUCCGGGGACGCUGGAGCUGGCAACGACGAUUCUCUAGACGUUAGCACGAUGAACAGAAUAAAAACAUCGGCAACGAGACCCGCGUGGACUCCUCAACAAGAUCUAGGCGAAGAAUCGAGCAGCGAUGCUGGCGUAGAUUCUCCACCUCCGAUUCCGACGCCAAUGAAAUUUACACCGAAAGCUCAUGUCUUCUCUCUCUCCUUGCCACGCGACGACAAUAGGAUGUAUCUUUAUAAUCCCGAAACUAAGGGUAAAGAAGGAUCCGCGUUCAAUUCGCUGCAAAAGUUAAAGAGAACGAUGUCAGGAGCGUUCGGUCUCGGUCCGUUAGAUUUAGAAAAGAAACGUGUAGGCGACGUGCUCGAUGACAAUUGGCUACUGUCCAGUAGUGCACCAACCUCCUUGCAACUCAAUCAAAUUACGGACGUAACUCGAUCCUCGCCUUCUGGAUGGAAACAAGACUUCGACGACGAAGACAUCGAUGGCGACGACGAUGACGACGACGACGAUGACGAUGACGACGACGACGACGACGACGAUCAAGAAGAUUCCGAAAAUAGAAACGACUUCCCUGUGAUCAUGAAACCUCCGUCUUUUUCUUAUUUAGCUUCCGGUGGUCAUGUCAUGUAUCUACCGGAAGCCAAUGAUACUAUUUACCAAGCACAAAAUUUGAAUUAUAAGAGCAAUGGACCUUUGAAAAAUCAUCAUUUCGCUAAUUCCGCGUCGAAGUAUAAGAAGAAUAUCGUUGAUGAUCAGAAAAAGUCUUCCGCGAUCGAGGACAAAUCACGAAAGUUGAAACAUUUAAGAUCCUAUGGGGAGAGGUCUUCUUUCGCUGAGAAAAGUAUGAAUUCGCAUAAUAGAUUUUCAAAUUUUUCAAAGUCCUGCGAAAAUGUAUCUGAGAUGAAACAGAGAAGCACCUCGCCUAACAUUGAACAAUCACAGAAUGUGCAAGACAAUAAAGAAUCUUCUUCCGAAAUCAAAGCACCAGCUAAAAAUAUUUCUAAAGGUAAACGUUUCACGUUUCAAUCAACUGUUAGGCAAAUCGAGAGACGUAGGUUAGCCGAGAAAUUAUCUCGCGAAGCUGAAGCUAAGGAGCAUCAGAGAAAAGGAGAGCUCGAAGCUAUGAGGAAAGUCGAGGAAGAAUUUCAACGGAAACGGGCAAGAGAGAAAGCGAAUAUUAGACAGCAGCUUCGAUUAUAUAAUAUGGACGAACAUCUCAGUAGUUUGCCUUCGGCUUGGGACACGUCACAAUUGUCUCGAGCUGAUCCCGAUGGUGCACCGUCAUCGUCAGCCUCGUCACCAACAUCUGCUCCACUCGGAACCCUAACGGCGAAUCGUAAGAAUAGUGUUAGCAGUGACGAGCAUCAUAGAAAAAGAGCAACUAGUUCUGAAUCAAGACAACAACCGCAAAGAGAAUACAAAGAUUAUCGGCCGAAAUAUUACGCUUGGACACCGGAAAAUUCAUCUCAUUUAGAGUACAAACAGACCACCGUACAUCCAAAAGUCAUUUGCGAUAUUCCCAAAAGUUCUGCAGUCUUUGUCGAUGCAAAUACCCACGGUGGCAAAGCUACGAAUCUAAAUUCAACUCCUAGAUCUGAUAAUUACAGAAAGGAUUUCGCUCACGGCGCGGUUGCAGCGAGGUCAUCCUUAGCUAGCAGCGAUAGUGAAUUAUCGCAACCAAAUACCAGGCCACAUUCUAGGCAAACAGGAGGCAAAGGAAAACCUCUACGUUCUAGGUAUGUUCGAGCCAUAAGUAACAAAAGUGAAAAGAGUGAGAAAACGUUAAAUAGGUCGGCUAGCCCAGAACGAAGCGAGGAAGCUGUCAGUUCGGAGGAUGAAAGUCCAGUGGAACCAAUCAAGCAAGAACGAAAUCCCAUUAAUGGCUUUACAAUAAACGGAGUUCAACCUUUCGUGAGGGAGAAGAGCUAUCGACCAAUUUCUUUUAACCCUCAACCACCCCAGCCCAUUCCAACUUUGAUAUGGACGAAUAACCGUUUGGGUGCAGCUUAUUACAACAUCGUAACGUCAGAAUUAUUUGUAAUGGAAGAUACUCACGAUGACACGGUUAAUUUUAAUAUUACAAAGACAAUUUUUAAACAGUGUCAACCACAUUAUAUUAUCACGAUACUUGGAAUAUCCGACGAUUUCCUUAAUUGUAUAAAAAAGCUCGUUAUGAUGGAUACGGCGGAGGAUAAUCAAAGUUCUAGUUCGAGCGAUCGAUCGAUUCAAACAAUUUUUAAAGCUUUACCGAAAAAAGAAAAUAGUUACGAAACUUGUUAUCACAGAGUUCGAUGCCUGAAACUCAAUUCGGAACCGAAAGAUGCCGACAAUUCUGAAAGAGUUACAUUUCUAAAUGCUUUGCUCGAUUUUAAAGCUCAUGCGAUGAUCCAUGCUUUAGGAUUACUCUUAAAAUUUAUCGAUAAACAUUGGAAUACCAUUACUCUAGAUCCUUCCGGCAAAGCAUCUUUUAUAUCCUUGAAUUGCAUUACUUUGGAAAAGCUUGUAAUGAUCGACGAUGACUCUUACAAAGCAUUAAAUAUCGUUCAAACAAAAUAUCAUCCAAGUUUCUUCAAGUUCGGUAAUGCGUCUACAAAAAUGCAAAGCGGUAGUUUAUUUGCACUGUUAAAUUGUUGUCAGUCAAGGCCAGGUGCACAAUUUUUAUGGAAAACAAUUCGACAUCCAACAAGAGACAUCGAAGUACUCAAUCAAAGAUUCGACGCGAUAGACUUUUUCUUGGAUCCAACAAAUCACAGUGUCGUUGAAAAUUUAACAACUUGUUUGAAAGAUAUUUAUCGUUUAACAAAUGCAAUACUUAGUCGUUAUUUGGGUCCACGAGCGAGAGCUUCGGAUUGGCAAAGAUUGCAUAAAACUGUUACUAACAUACUUUACAUCGCGUAUAUCUGCGAAAAUUAUGACGACAAGAUAGAAUUAUUCAAAAAAAUAGUGAACACCAUUACGGAUGAAAUGCAUUACGUGAAAUAUUUUAUUGAAUUAAUUGUUGAUUUUGAAGCAAGCAGACGUGAGAAUACAUUUGUUGUUAGAUCCGACGUUGAUCCUCAAUUAGACGAGCUACGCAAUCGAAAAUGCGCGUUACCUCAACUUUUAACAAAGAUGGGAGAAAAAGAUAUGCAAGAUAAUCUUCCUACAUCUGUUACAAGUUGUAAUAUGGUUUAUCUACCAAAUAUCGGUUACGUAUUGGCUAUAAAACAAUGGGAUCGUACUCCACCCGAGGCAAACGAUAUUCCUGGUUUAGAAUUUAAAUUUACGAUUAACGGUAUACAUUUCUAUAAGAGUCCUUGUGCUAGAGAAUUAGACAACAGCAUAGGAGAUAUUAUGUCGAAAAUAACGAAACGACAAAGUGAAAUUAUGUUAAAAUUGGUACGCUAUAUAAACAAACAUGCAAAUUCUAUAUUAGUUGCAAUACAACUGUGUGCAGAAUUAGAUACAUUGCUAUCCUUCUCACAAGUGGCACGGAAUCAUAAUUACGUGAGACCAAAUGUGGUCAUGUCGCAAGUUAUAGCUGUGAAACAAGGACGACAUCCUUUACAAGAAUUUCAUACCACAUAUGUACCGAAUGAUAUUUAUUCUGGACAAGGGAAAAGCCUUGUCAAAAUUAUAACCGGUCCGAACUCUUGCGGAAAGAGUAUAUAUCUUAAGCAGGUGGCACUUAUAGUGUUCAUGGCACAUAUCGGUUGUUUUGUACCUGCUAAAUCUGCGACCAUCGGUGUUAUGACUCAUAUAUUAACGCAAAUUGUUACUAUAGAUAGUAUUUCGUUAGAUGCGAGUGCAUUUUUGCAAAGUCUUCGACAGAUAAAUAUGGCCUUGUAUGCAUCGACUCCAAAUUCACUCAUAAUAAUCGACGAAUUUGGCAAAGGCACAUCAGAGAUAAAUGGUCUUUCAUUACUGACUGCCGUUCUAGAUAGCUUCGUGGAGAGAGCCAUUUAUUGUCCUCAUGUAUUCGCUGCAACUCAUAUUCAUCGCGUAACAGAAUUGUUGCCUGAAAAUCCUAUGAUUGAAGCCCAAACUUUUGAAUUCAUAACGAACGACGACGAGUCUCUUGCAUUUCUUUAUUGUUUAGUAGUUGGAAAUACUACUUGCAGUUUUGCACAUUCCGUAGCAAAAAGUGCUGGUCUUAACGAACAGCUUAUAAAGCGCAGCUUGGAGGUUUUUAAGAAUUUAAAACAGGGAACUCUUCCUUCGCGUAUACCCGAAGUUCAACGAAAAGAUACGGUAAAACAUAUCAUCGAAAAAGUAGUCGGUCCAGAUGUUGACUUUGAUUUAGAAGAACUCAAGUCGUGGGUACGCCAAGCGAUAUUACCAUCGUCGACCAAAUUUUAAUAAAUAAAAUACAGACAUUCCUAUUUUAUUUUGAUAGAAACAUAUAUUUAAUCAUUCGAAAUAAAAUGAUUUGGUUUUC
Polistes canadensis is the source of this 7447-nucleotide messenger RNA. RefSeq lists its product as uncharacterized. Gene Ontology annotation, biological process: chiasma assembly; mismatch repair. Bases 769 to 7368 code for a protein of 2199 amino acids. Gene Ontology annotation, cellular component: nucleus. The record is from RefSeq and is a predicted model, not a curated record. Lineage: Eukaryota; Metazoa; Arthropoda; Insecta; Hymenoptera; Vespidae. Gene Ontology annotation, molecular function: mismatched DNA binding; ATP-dependent DNA damage sensor activity; ATP binding. The transcript has 22 exons.